AUGGAGGCCGCCGCGGCCAUCCGGAGCGCGGCCGCGCCGCGGAUGCGCCUCGCCGGGAGGAGCAGCAGGGGAUCCGGCGCCGCGGCGGCGCGCGCGAUCCCGGUCAGCCGCAGCGACUGGCAGACGGCCUGCGCCAUCCUCUCCAGCACCAACGACUCCCCCACCCCGCCGGCGCCGAAGGUGAACGGCCAGAACAACAUCAACAAGCUAGCCGCGCCGGCCAUCCCCGGCUCCGAGGACGCCGUCUCCGGCCUGGAUCUGGUGCUGGCCGCGGGCGCGGGGAACCUGCCGCGCCCGCUCAGCAUCAGCGACCUGUCCCCGGCGCCGCUGCACGGCGCGCAGCUGCGGGUGGCCUACCAGGGCGUGCCGGGCGCCUACAGCGAGGCGGCGGCCGGGAAGGCGUACCCGGGGUGCGAGGCCAUCCCGUGCGACCAGUUCGAGGUGGCGUUCCAGGCGGUGGAGCUGUGGAUCGCCGACCGCGCCGUGCUCCCCGUGGAGAACUCCCUGGGCGGCAGCAUCCACCGCAACUACGACCUGCUCCUCCGGCACCGGCUCCACAUCGUGGGCGAGGUGCAGCUCCCCGUCCACCACUGCCUGCUCGCCCUCCCGGGGGUCCGGCGGGAGCUGCUGGCCCGGGUGAUCUCGCACCCGCAGGCGCUGGCGCAGUGCGAGCACACGCUGACGCGCAUGGGCCUCAACGUGGCCCGCGAGGCCUUCGACGACACAGCGGGCGCCGCGGAGCACAUCGCGGCGCACGCGCUCCGCGACACGGCCGCCAUCGCGUCGGCGCGCGCCGCGGAGCUGUACGGCCUCCAGGUCCUGGCGGACGGCGUGCAGGACGACGCCGGGAACGUGACCCGGUUCGUGAUGCUGGCGCGGGAGCCCAUCAUCCCGCGGACGGACCGGCCGUUCAAGACGAGCAUCGUGCUGGCGCACGACCGGGAGGGCACCUCCGUGCUGUUCAAGGUGCUGUCGGCGUUCGCGUUCCGGGACAUCAGCCUGACCAAGAUCGAGAGCCGGCCGCACCGGCACCGGCCCAUCCGGCUGGUGGACGACGCCAACAUCGGCACCGCCAAGCACUUCGAGUACAUGUUCUACAUCGACUUCCAGGCGUCCAUGGCCGACGUGCGCGCCCAGAACGCGCUCGCCGAGAUCCAGGAGUUCACGUCCUUCCUCAGGGUGCUCGGCAGCUACCCCAUGGACAUGACGCCCUGGGACGCCGCGCCGUCGUCCUCCUCCUCCGAUCAACAGCAGCGCGGCUAG
Messenger RNA from Triticum turgidum subsp. durum (durum wheat), 1263 nucleotides. NCBI's taxonomy places the organism in Eukaryota, Viridiplantae, Streptophyta, Magnoliopsida, Poales, Poaceae. The record is from the annotation of a GenBank genome assembly.